Drosophila nasuta is the source of this 1399-nucleotide messenger RNA. RefSeq names its product retinoid-inducible serine carboxypeptidase-like. NCBI's taxonomy places the organism in Eukaryota, Metazoa, Arthropoda, Insecta, Diptera, Drosophilidae. The transcript is spliced from 4 exons. Gene Ontology annotation, molecular function: serine-type carboxypeptidase activity. Gene Ontology annotation, biological process: proteolysis. Bases 1 to 1389 code for a protein of 462 amino acids. The record is from RefSeq and is a predicted model, not a curated record.
AUGGACAAUCGAAAACGCAUUCAACUGGCAAUUUCGGUUUUGCCCGAUGGCGCCAUCGUCAGCUGUGUUGGCAAAUUGAUUCCCGUUUGCGGUUUGCUUGGCACCGCCACCAACGACAACACGGUCCAGAGGUCGACGUCGAUGUUUCCAUCGUCGUUGUUGCAGUCACUAUCGCCGUCACCGUUGCCAGCUCGUCGUGGCUUUGGUCCAGGCGAACAAGACUGGAAUUACAUGGUGCGAAAAGGCGCCCAUCUUUUCUAUUGGCUCCACUACACGACAGCGAAUGUGAGUUCAUUUUACGAGCGACCACUGGCCAUCUGGUUUGAAGGCGGUGUUGCCUCGACGGGAGAAGGCUGCUUCGAAUAUGUGGGACCCGUCGAUAUUGAGGGGCAACCACGUGCCAGUAAUUGGGUGCAGCACAUGAAUGUGCUCUUCAUCGACACUCCUGUUGGCACUGGUUUCAGCUAUGUGGAAACCUUUGGUGAAUUCGGUCAGAACGACACGCAAAAUGCCCUCGAUCUUGUCACACUAAUGGCGCAUUUUCUGCGCUCUCAUCCCGAGUUUCAACGUGUCCCAUUGCACAUCAUCUCCGAGAGUUAUGGCGGCAAAAUGGCACCGGAAUUUGGCUUGGAAUUGUAUCUGGCUCAGCAACGAGGCGAGGUGCAGUGUCAACUCAAGUCAGUGAUCGUGGGCAAUCCCUUUAUCUCGCCUGUGGAUACCGUUUUGGCCUAUGCCCCAUUCCUGCUACAACAUGGCAUCGUGGAUCACGAUGGCUAUAGCAAAAUAUCGCGAGCUGCGGAAAAGUUUGCGCAUUGGUUCAAUGUCGGCAACGCAAGAGACAUGGUUGAAGAGCUUUUUAAAAUUAUUGAUAUGUUCCAUGAAAUCGGUGGGAAAAUCGAUGUGUCUAACAUCCAGCGACGAAACCAUUUAGAUGAUCAUUUGAGGCAUGAAGUAAAUAAGAAUCUUCCUGAGUUUAUGGUCAAUAAUGUGACGAAGGCGCUAAAUCUCACACACAUGCCUAGAUGGGAUAAACAUAAUAGGUUGGGCCAAAACGCGCUAGGAACCCUAAUUUUUAAACCGGGCGUUAACUCCGUCACUCGUUUGCUGGACGAGACCCCAAUCCGCAUGGUCGUAUACUCGGGAACCUUGGACUUGGUCGUUCCCACUCCCGCCACCGUCAACUGGAUCGAUCAGAUGCAAUGGGGCAGCAAGAAAUCGUAUGUGGAUGCCACUCGCCGACCUUUCUUUGUAGAUGGCUUUAUAGAGGGUUAUGAGAAACAGGGCGGAAACUUCAGUAUGUUCUGGGUCCUUCGAGCAGGAAACCUGGUACAUCAGGAUAAUCCCGCGGCAAUGGCUUACAUUUUGCGUGAAAUUACGAACUUUGAAUGAUGUUAAUACU